UCGAAAUGAAACUCGGCUGUUAGCUCAAAGAAAGAAGACACUUGAGACGACUCUUGAGACGACCAAAACGUCUCUCCUCUCCCGCAUAGCCCACAACUCUCUCUCUCUCUCUCUCUCUCUCUCUCUCUCUCAUCGGUCUGUGCUCUUUUCUCCUGAUCCAAUACUCCGCCGUUCCACCGCAUAGCCAUGGACGCUCUCCCGCAAGACACGCUCCACCAGAUCUUCUCCAGCCUUCCCCUCCGUCAGGUCAUGAUCUGCCGCUCACUCUCCAAGUUCUUCAACCACCUCCUGACCUCACCAUCCUUCAUACAGCUCAUCUCCACCCAAUCGCCUCCCCUCAACCUCUUAGCCCUCCGCCCUCCCCACCACCACCACCACCGCCACGUAUCCUCCCCUCCCUGCCUCCACGUGUUCGACCCCGACGACAACCAAUGGCUCAGAUUCAACCUAGAUUUUCUUCCCUUCCGCUCCCCCCACCCCGUCGCCUCCUCCCUCGGCUUCGUCUACCUCUGGGGCGAAUCGCCCGACUCGCCCGAGUCCACCAAGUCACUCGUCGUCUGCAACCCUCUGACUCGCCAGUUCCGAGUCCUGCCCCAGCUCGGGUCUGCUUGGUCGCGCCACGGCUCGGUCCUCGUUGACUCCGAAACUCGAGUCAUGGUCCUCACCGAGCUCGCCGCUCUCUACUUCUCCGGUUCAAACCAGUGGCUAAAGUUCUCAUCCAACCUCCCAUCGAAACCCAGAAGCCCAAUUUUGGUCUUUGACUCGGUUUACGCUCUCUGCGAUGUGGGUUCGCCUUGGAGGAGUCAAUGGAAGCUCUUUCAUUGCACAAUUUCAAAACUGAAGACCUCCCAGACGUGGACUCGGCUCGAAAAGCACGAGUGGGGGGACGUUUUUGACAUCUUGAAACGACCCCGUUUGGUUCGCGGAAACGGGAACAAGGUUUUGAUGGUUGGUGGGUUGAAAUCGUCUUUCUCGCUGAAUGCUUCGUGCUCGACGAUUUUGAUACUGAGGCUGGACUUGGAUAGCUUGGAGUGGGACGAGGCGGGCCGAAUGCCGGUGGACAUGUUCAGGUGUUUUCAAGAGUCGAGCAAGUUCAAGGUGUUUGGUAGCGGUGAUAGGGUUUGUUUUUCGGCCAAGAGAGUUGGGAAGUUGGCUUUGUGGGACCAUUGUUCGGGGAAAGGCGAGUGGCGGUGGAUUGAUGGUGUGCCUGGAAGCGGCGAUGGGCUUUGCCGGGGGUUUGUUUUCGAGGCCAGGCUCACUGCAUUGCUUUGAUCGGGUUCAGCAAAGUUUUAAGCUUUCGAUGCCAACUAGAGCCUGAAUUGCAUGGUGGAUUUACAGAACAGCCAAAAGGAGAAGAAUUAAACCCCGUUGCUGCAACACUUUUUUGGUUUUUUGGUAUUGUUGGCGUUUGUGUGUCUAUGAAAGUUUAAGACCAAUGUAGCUGGCAAAGGAUUAUAUAUAAAUAGGGGUGAAGUUUGUCUCAAUGUUGUGAGAGUAUAAAACUAAAAACAUUGCAAGUUUCUGGGCUUGUGGUAGUGUUUAUACUGACACUUUGAUCAGAAACUUUGACCAUUUUGUACACAGAUGAAAGCAUGUUGGUAACUUUUCUUAUACCAUCUCUACGACAUCAUUUGAUGA
This is a messenger RNA of Prunus mume (Japanese apricot), 1638 nucleotides long. RefSeq names its product SKP1-interacting partner 15. The record is from RefSeq and is a predicted model, not a curated record. Gene Ontology annotation, molecular function: protein binding. Lineage: Eukaryota; Viridiplantae; Streptophyta; Magnoliopsida; Rosales; Rosaceae.